AUGGCGGACACGGUGUCGGUGCACGCGACGCGCUUCGAGGCAGCCGUGAGGGUGAUCCAGAGCCUGCCCCAGAACGGUUCAUUCCAGCCAACAAAUGAAAUGAUGCUCAAGUUCUACAGCUUUUAUAAGCAAGCAACCCAAGGACCGUGUAACAUUCCAAGACCUGGAUUCUGGGAUCCUAUUGGUAGAUAUAAAUGCAGGAGGCUUGGUGCUCCUGCUACUUUAGGAGAAGGCAGACUGCAGAUAGGAGUGGGCACACACAGCAGUUACUGUGGAACAGCUGACAUAUGGGAUGCUUGGAGUGCUUUGGGGAAUAUGUCCAAAGAAGAAGCAAUGAUAGCCUAUGUUGAAGAAAUGAAAAAGAUUCUUGAAACUAUGCCAAUGACGGAGAAAGUUGAAGAAUUACUGCAAGUUCUUGGCCCAUUCUAUGAAAUGGUAGAGGAUAAGAAGAGUAACAGAGGAUCUGACUUAACAUCAGACCUUGGCAAUGCCUUGACUUCCACUCCAAAUCCAAAGGCUUUGAAUGGUAAAGCUGAAAGCAGUGAUAGUGGAGCAGAAUCAGAGGAGGAAGAGGUUCAUGAAGAAGAAAAAGACCUACAACUAAAUGCAAAUGAAUAUAAGAAUGUGAAGCCAGACUCAGCGGCUGCUAAAGAUUUGGAACGUGUUGUCACCAAUGGCUGUUACAAGGACAGCUUUAUUCCAGAUGCACAGAAUGGCACCCAGACAAAAUCUGCCUUGAAUGGCAUAAAUGUGGAGGAAGAAUUAAAGAAAAUGGAGCAAAGUCUAGAAGUAAUUGAUAACAAUGUCCACCAAGGUACAAAUGAAGAGAGUGUUGAAGAGGUCUCAGGAAUUCAGCAUUUGACAAGUGAUUCAGACAGUGAAGUUUAUUGUGAUUCUAUGGAGCAACUUGGACAAGAAGAGCCCUUGGAAAUCAUUACAUCAGCCAGAGGACCUUUAAAGCUCUCAUCCCAUUUCCUGGAAAUAGAUCCAAGUUAUCUCUUGGAAAGUGCUGAUUUUCCUGAGCACAUUCGCAUGACCUCUGGGAAUUUCAGGGUUGAGGAUAUAAAAGAGGCUGCAGUUGAAGGAAAAGGUGAAGUUAAAUGUGGGGGAGAAGAUGGCAAAAGCAGCAAUGGAGGCCCUCACAAAGAGAAGAAAGGUGGAGAAAAAAUGGAUUUCUAUGGAGUCAGAAGAGGGAGAGGGCACAGGCUGCAACCUCUGGGUGAUGGUGCUCGAGGUGGACAGAUGGGAAGUGGAGGGGAUGGUGAACGGUGGGGAUCGGAUAGAGGGCCAAGAGGCAGCCUCAAUGAACAGAUUGCGUUAGUGCUCAUGCGGUUACAAGAAGACAUGCAGAAUGUUCUUCAGAGACUGCACGCACUAGAGGCGCUGACCGCCUCCCAGGCAAGAACUGUCGCCCUACAAUCAAAUUAUCAACCAGUCACAGCAGCUAAGAGACCAUCAUGGUGGCCCUUUGAAAUUUCUCCUGGUACUUUAACCUUUGCAAUUGUAUGGCCCUUCAUUGCUCAGUGGUUGGUGCAUAUAUACCUUCAAAGAAGGCGAAGAAAACUGGACUGAGAAUUCAGUGCAAUUUUUGCUUAAAGACUACUUGGAUGGGAAGGCCCUGGAAGGUGAAGGAUUUCCAAAUUCACAUCAGAACCUCAGAAUGUGUAAUGGCUAAAAAUUCCCUCAGUCAUAAUAAUAUUUUGCACUACCUAAGCGCUAAACAUUUAAAGACUAACAUUACCGAUACUUGAAUAAUCUAUUGCUCCUAGGUUACUUGUAAAAUAAAGAGUUAUCCCACCCAUCCUUAAACUACAGGAAUGUUAACUUAAUUAUUUUGGAAUGUAUUUCUGGAUGGGCAUUCUUGCUUAUGACAGUUCACAAUGAAGAUAUUUGGAAUGGAAAAUAUGUUAAACUGUCACUAACAUGAAAACAGUUUUGUAAUUUUAGUACCUUUUGACUAUUUUUACAGGGUUACAUACCUUCAGACAGAAGCAGUGACAGGGGGAGAUGCAAGUCCAAUCUGUACAUUUAUAGCCAGGCAGAGAUGAUGUAGCUCUGAAGGACGCAAAUGGUCAGUUUUGCUGCUAAACAGACAUGCAGUAGAUGUCCUUGUAAAUCAGUCAUAGAUGGAAUCAGAUGUUUGACUCCUGUGUGUAACCCUGGCAUUCACUACAGUUAUACGAGUACCAUCUCCCCAAACUACUGUAGUCUUAGGAGCCUAGCAGCUCACAUUAGAGGUAACGGUAACAUGGGGAUUGUUGAAAGUUAGGAUGGUGUAGUGUGAGCUGCAAAGGAGAUCACCCCCACCCCCAUAUUUUUUUCCUCUCCUGUUUCCUUAGUGAUAGCGGCUUCCUUUUUAAUUAAGACGCAUAGUUUAUACACAAGGUACUUCAAAGUAAUCUAUGAAAACUAGCAACACAGUGUAUGUAAGAUUUUAAAGCAUCAUCUAGUCUAAGAUGUCUGUCAUCUUUUGAUGCAUUUAAUUUAAAGGAUGAAUGACAAAAUCUAGCUGGACAUGGACAAAUGAACAAUUCUACUCUAGGGUAAAAAAGGGUAGGACUGUAUUGCUGCUCAGCAACUCUGUGGUAGUUGCCUGUGUACAUGCACCUACACCAUAGCAUCUGGAACUUCCCCCUUCUCAUUGAGUUGUAAAGCUACUUUGCUUUUGCUUCUGCUCACCACAAACUUCAAACAUACACGCUGCAAUAACCAUGGAGUAGCUAAUGUAAAAUUUGACUCCUUUUAACCUGGAAUGAAUUGUUUGUAUGGCCAUCCCCUAUAUGGCUUUCCUUCCUUCCCCCACCAAAUUCUCUUGGAAAGAAAAUAGUGGUUCUUAUACUUAAUUUUUAUUCUUCUACCUCCUGCAAAUACUUUCAGAGGAUUUUUUUAUCCUAAUGUUAAUUUUUAUUUUCCUUUUAUUGGUACAUAUUUAUUCCCUCAGUUUAUACUAGUAGGUGCACUAUCAGGUGCACACACAAACCUUAUGAAGUUUGCUUAGUCAAACCAUGUUGGGUUUAAAUAAACAUGUAUCCAAGUGGCAUUGUCUAUAUGUGUGGAGAAGAAAAACAAAUAUAGAUAAAAUGCUUCUCAGUUGGUGUAGGGGAAAAAAAUGUUAUGCCAUAACCUGGAUCCAAGAUUAAAAAAAAAAAAGACUUGCAUUGUUUAUAGUUUAAUUUUUUAGCCAGAGGGCUACAAUACAAGUAAGCAUUAAGAAAUGCUUUCUACCCUGUCUGAAAGGCUCUUUUUUUGUAGUUUGGAAAGCACUUUUCAUACAUGUUCUACUGUACAAAACAGAUGUAAUUAUAGGAUUUAAAUGGUUCUGCCUCCUUUAACAGAACAUGAUUUUAAUCUUAGCUUUAGUUGAAUGCUUUUUUAAAGAUAUAUUUCUCCCUCUUCUGAUCUUUGUUGUAAAGCUGAAUAACAAAAUAAAAAGAACAACACGAGAAUGUUUUUGAAGCAUGCUAUAACAGUGAGAUGGUUUGGUGCAACAAAAAACAAGUUUGCUAUGAUGGGAGAUGUUGAAAGCUCAAGCUUGAAUAAAGCUAACAUUCAGGAAAAAGUUCUGCAAUAGUUAGGAGUCUAGGCCUGUCUGAAGUUGUUAGGACACAUGACUAUAUCACAGAUGUAGUAAAAAAGGAGCAUGAAAAAAUUACUGAGGUAAAGGCUGGUUAUUCCAUGAAUCAUUUUUCAAAACUGUAGCUGCAUCUAGUUGCAAGCCUUCUCCUACCUCUUACCAUCUGCUUUCUAGCCCCUUGUAUGUAAUGCUAAGGCGCAUGUCCUGCAGGGUAGUUAAGUGCUUAGGUAACCUACUCAAGUCAGGCUCUGAGCCUAAAUAAGUAAGAGUUAUAAAGUGAAUUCAGCAUACAACUACUAUGUAGCAAAUCUAGAACAAGGAAAAACGCAGUUCUUCCCGACUGUUUUGCUAUUGUGCUUUGAAGCACUAACCAGUAUGUUCCAUAGUACUUUGUGUGAAGAAAAAGGAGCUCAGUAACUUUCAUACAAAAGAACUAAGACCACUUUUAGGGCUGCUGCUUCCUUGGAAGCAGUACUUCCAAAAUUUCCUAAUGAGGGUUGUGGGGCCACAGCUGUAGGCUACCAUGGUCCUCUCCUAGGAUUUAACUGAUGGGGAGAAGUAUUUGAGAUUCAACCCCUGCUUUCUUUUCCCUCCUUCCCCAUCAAGUAUCACAAGGAAAA
Alligator sinensis (Chinese alligator) is the source of this 4194-nucleotide messenger RNA. It is a transcript of the gene ACBD5, whose product is annotated as acyl-CoA binding domain containing 5. Gene Ontology annotation, cellular component: peroxisome. Gene Ontology annotation, molecular function: fatty-acyl-CoA binding. The transcript is spliced from 13 exons. Bases 1 to 1572 code for a protein of 523 amino acids. NCBI's taxonomy places the organism in Eukaryota, Metazoa, Chordata, Crocodylia, Alligatoridae. The record is from RefSeq and is a predicted model, not a curated record. Gene Ontology annotation, biological process: autophagy of peroxisome; fatty acid metabolic process.